AAUUCAAGGGAAGGAGGGCAAAGGUGCCUUCUGUAGACCCUCCUGCUCCCCCACCCCACCCCCACCUCACAGAUGCAGUAGCAGCUGCAGGUGAGCAAUGGCAGGCGCUGGCGAGCGCAAAGGCAAGAAGGAUGACAAUGGCAUCGGCACAGCCAUUGAUUUUGUGCUCUCCAAUGCCCGGCUGGUGCUGGGGGUGGGCGGAGCGGCCAUGCUGGGCAUCGCUACGCUGGCGGUUAAGCGGAUGUACGAUAGGGCAAUCAGUGCCCCUACCAGCCCCACCCGCCUGGGCCAUUCGGGAAAAAGGAGCUGGGAAGAACCAGCCUGGAUGGGCUCCCCCCGACUGCUGAACAAGGACAUGAAGACAGGCCUGAGCCGGUCCCUGCAGACCCUUCCCACAGACUCCUCGGCCUUUGACACAGAUACAUUCUGCCCACCCCAGCCCAAGCCACUGGCCAGGAAGGGCCAGGUAGACUUGAAGAAGUCACGGCUCCGCAUGUCCCUGCAGGAGAAACUUCUUUCCUACUACCGGAACCGGGCUGCCAUCCCUGCUGGUGAGCAGGCUCGGGCCAAGCAAGCUGCCGUGGACAUAUGUGCUGAGCUCCGGGGCUUCCUGCGGGCCAAGUUGCCUGACAUGCCACUUCGGGACAUGUACCUGAGUGGCAGCCUCUAUGAUGACCUGCAGGUGGUGACAGCCGACCACAUCCAACUCAUUGUGCCCCUUGUUCUGGAGCAGAACCUGUGGUCGUGUAUUCCUGGCGAGGACACCAUCAUGAAUGUCCCUGGCUUCUUCCUGGUUCGCCGUGAGAACCCAGAGUACUUUCCUCGUGGUAGUAGUUACUGGGACCGCUGUGUAGUAGGGGGCUACCUCUCCCCAAAGACAGUGGCAGACACAUUUGAGAAGGUAGUGGCUGGCUCCAUCAAUUGGCCGGCCAUAGGGUCUCUCUUGGACUAUGUGAUCCGCCCGGCACCCCCCCCAGAGGCUUUGACUCUGGAAGUGCAAUAUGAGCGUGACAAACAUCUUGUCAUUGACUUCUUGCCAUCAGUGACUCUCGGUGACACUGUCUUGGUGGCCAGACCACACCGGCUAGCCCAGUAUGACAACCUGUGGCGGCUGAGCCUGCGUCCUGCUGAGACGGCGCGCCUGUGGGCUUUGGACCAGGCCGACUCGGGCUGCCGAUCUCUGUGCCUCAAGAUCCUCAAGGCCAUAUGCAAGUCCACUCCAGCUCUGGGCCACCUCACUGCCAGCCAGCUCACGAAUGUCAUCCUCCACUUGGCCCAGGAGGAGGCUGACUGGUCUCCAGAUAUGCUGGCCGAUCGGUUCCUGCAGGCCUUGAGGGGACUCAUCAGGUACCUAGAGGCCGGAGUCCUGCCCAGCGCCCUAAACCCCAAGGUGAACUUAUUUGCUGAGCUCACCCCUGAAGAAAUAGACGAAUUGGGAUACACUCUCUAUUGCUCAUUAUCUGAGCCAGAGGUGCUGCUGCAGACGUAGGGCAGGUGAGGGCCAAAGGGGUGCUGGGCAGUCAGGCCCUGGAUUCUCUGUUAGAAUCACGGCUCUAGAGAUGGUGCCUCACAGGGUCCCUAGGUGCCUCCUGUCCUGCUGUCCACCGCCCUGGUCACUUCAUGCUGAUUAGAAUGACAUCUUUUAAAUCUCCUAUUUUCUCAAACCCAACCCUUUCUAUUUUUGUUACCAAACACUGUGCUUCCUCCUCCUCCUUUACCCCUCGCUCCAGGCUAGUUUUGCUGGAAUGAAUUGACCAGGUGGAGCACUGGCCUGAGCUGUUGAAAACACUUGGUGUUUUGCAUGUGGCCCAGGUUUUCUGCUCCUGUCUGUCCCGCCUUGCCCUUUGGCCUGCUUCUCUUCCGUGUCUUCUCUACCUUUUCCUAUUGUUCAUGCCUUGUUUUGUUCCUUUCCCUGGAGCACACCUGCCUAAUCAAGAUGUUGCCUUUAGUUGAAUAUCACUCACCUUAUUGCAUGUUUCCAAGCUGACCUCUGCAGAGCGCUCAGACAGUAUUUAGGGUUUCUGGGGGUACAGUGACCUUGGAUUCAGGUUCCUGGAAAAGCAGCCCAUUCCCUCAACCUCCUGACCAACUCCUAGCCCUAGUGCUGAGAGGUCUCUCAUGGGAACACGGUCAUUGACCCACACAGAGUGGGGGCUCAAGAUAAACUGAUGCAAUGUUAUUUGGAGAGUGUGUUUUUUAGUGGCCACCAGUGAGCGUGCAGAAUGGGGGAACCGGAGGUGGCCUGGGAGAGGAUCUGUGUACUUGAUGUCUCCAGCUCAUGUGGCUGGUCCAGACCAACACCACCUGUGUGCAGGAGUCAGAGGAAGACGAGGAGGGAGGGCGCUGCAAGGGCAGCACCUCUGCAUGAGCGCGUUCGUUCACCCCUUCCUUGCCUCCUUGUCCUUUAGGAUGAGGCCUUCAAGAACACAACCUUAGCCCUAGAGGUUGAAGGGAGGUGGACAGGCAGCAGGAUGUCAGCUGGAAGACCCAGUCCUCAGUUGUGGCUCAGUAACCAUGUUUCUCCCCCAUCAGGCCUGUCUUUCUAGGAUGUUGUCUUAGAGCAAGAACAGUCCUAACAGUCCGCCAUAGUAAUGUGAGAGGGCUGUUUGCGGAACUCUCCAGGCACCUCCAGAGGCCAAAGGGCACCCAAACAUGCUCAGACCUCUCCCCUAUCCCCCACCUCACCCCAGUUCUGUCUCUCUCUCACCCAGCACCUGGGGAGAUUGGUGCUACCUAGGAAGAGUGCACACGGAUAAAACACAUAUGAAGGAGGUGGGGACUUCCUACGCUCCUUGUUUCCCGCUGCUACAAUUGCACUAUUUAUUGCAAUGUAAAAAGUAUCCUGAGGGUGGGGAGGAGUGUUUAAUACACAAUGCCAGUGCA
Messenger RNA from Myotis brandtii (Brandt's bat), 2883 nucleotides. RefSeq names its product mitochondrial elongation factor 1 (gene MIEF1). Bases 98 to 1489 code for a protein of 463 amino acids. The record is from RefSeq and is a predicted model, not a curated record. The transcript is spliced from 5 exons. Gene Ontology annotation, cellular component: mitochondrial outer membrane. Gene Ontology annotation, biological process: positive regulation of mitochondrial fission; mitochondrion organization. Lineage: Eukaryota; Metazoa; Chordata; Mammalia; Chiroptera; Vespertilionidae.